AUGGACGAGAACACCACAUCCUUCGCUUUGAAUGUAUCCGGGUGGCUCAUUCCUGACAUUCGGCGGCAUGUUUUUGUACUCGUGUGGUGUUGUGGUGUGCCGGUGCAUGUGCGUUACAUUAUACAACUCCUCCGCAUGUCGUCAGUGCCCCUGGAGAUGAUGAUGAGUUCGUCUGACGAAGGGUCGGUGGAAAAGGUAGAGAAGUAUGAUAGUAAAAACCAUGGGGCGCCACAUAGUCCAAGCGAGUCUGAACUGCGGAGCGUGGCAUUAGAUAUUGCCUUCACACAGGUGGGGAGUGACUGCUGUAAGGCGAACAGUCAUGUUGUUGAGGCUUGCCUCUCGGAGGAACGCUGGGCCGAGGUGCGCAGUUUGUCGUGUGUUGCAACAAGUGAUACCGACGGCGGUGGAACUGCCACGCGAAUAGUCUCGAGUGAUCCCACCGUGAAUGGGGAGGUUUUGGUUCUUCUGCCCCCGGGGGAAGUGCCGCAAGCAGAGCUGGUGUCGGCAUACUUUACUGCCUUAGACCAAGCACGAUUUUUUGAGCGGCAGUACAAAAUGCACGUCACCUGUCCCCUUGACGGAUUUGAAUGGGGGAAAACGGAGCGGAAUGAAGUUAAAAAGCAUCCAAGUCUCGGGUCAGCAAACCGGAAGGCGGGGGUGGAAGUCAUUGUCAUCGGCAGUAGCGACGACGACGACGAGGGAGACCAGAAGAUGGCAGAAGUAGUGGUGCUAGACGAUAGCGAUGACGAGACCCCUUGA
Trypanosoma brucei brucei TREU927 is the source of this 759-nucleotide messenger RNA. RefSeq lists its product as hypothetical. The transcript has a single exon. The record is from RefSeq and is a predicted model, not a curated record. Lineage: Eukaryota; Euglenozoa; Kinetoplastea; Trypanosomatida; Trypanosomatidae. The coding region runs from base 1 to 759 and encodes 252 amino acids.